Messenger RNA from Myxocyprinus asiaticus (Chinese sucker), 2118 nucleotides. RefSeq names its product SOSS complex subunit B2-like. The record is from RefSeq and is a predicted model, not a curated record. Gene Ontology annotation, biological process: double-strand break repair via homologous recombination; response to ionizing radiation; mitotic cell cycle checkpoint signaling. The transcript is spliced from 6 exons. Gene Ontology annotation, molecular function: DNA binding. NCBI's taxonomy places the organism in Eukaryota, Metazoa, Chordata, Actinopteri, Cypriniformes, Catostomidae. Bases 892 to 1545 code for a protein of 217 amino acids. Gene Ontology annotation, cellular component: SOSS complex.
CUUUGUUAGUGAGAGAGGGGGAGAUAUAGAGAGGGCUGUGAAACAGACCUUUCCCGACACACUUUUGGUCUCAUUUUUUUCUUAGUAAGAUUUAAGUGCUUCACACGUAGAAAACAUGCUAUAUCGAUAUCAAUUUAAAAGGCCAUCAGCAAGUUUAGCACUGCUCAUGACGCCAGGUUUCAAUUGCACAUUAAAGUUAGCCCGCUAUAGUUAUCUCGGCUGUUAGACGUUCUUGUUUUAAGUGAUUAUUUCGUCGCUUUGUAGACUUUAAAUGUCGAUACAUGUGGUGAAUUUAAUUUCGAAAUAAGGGACGUGUUCAGUCUCACCGGUAAUGUGUGUGUGCUGAACUCACCGACUUUCUUCUACACGCAAACCGGUAUACAGUCGACCUGUUUAUUUUAAGACAUACAUUUUAAGUGAUAUUCUUUAACUUGACGUCGUGUGAUACUAUAGGCUAACAAACAGACAGUGACUCAGUAUAAAUGUCUCUAGACGCUCGGUAUUUUAAACAGCACUAGGCUUCCUCGAAGUCUUCUGAAUCUUUCCGGUUUAGGACAAGAUGAAGUAUAAACUCUCUAUCUGGAAAACGAAUUAAGUGUUUUUAUACGAAUAGUCUUAAUUGUGGAGGAGGGAGUAUUUCCCCCCUUUAACUUUCAUUCUUUUGCUCGAUGGCCAAGAGUGAAAACACACCGCCUCGUAUGUUACGCUAGGAAAAAAACACCUCAAUCUUUCCAAAGGUGUCUUGCAUACAGAGAUUAUUUGCCAAAUAAUGUUUAUUUGGCAAAUAAAGUAACGCAUUUGGAGAACAGAUUUAGGUUAAGAUCAAGAAAUCCUCUCAAACAGCUGUGGUUUCGCUAGCCGGUGUGCUAGCCUUCACCUCAGCUCCCCGAAAUGUCGAUUAUCUCCAACGAAGCUGUGGUCUUGAUAAAAGAUGUAAAGCCCGGAUCGAAAAACCUAAAUAUCGUCUUUAUAGUUUUGGAAAUCGGUCGGGUGACAAAGACAAAGGACGGGCACGAGGUGCGCUCGUGCAGAGUGGCGGAUAAGAGCGGCAGCAUUGCCAUCUCUGUGUGGGAUGAGCUGGGCAGCCUCAUCCAGCCAGGGGACAUCAUCCGCCUUACGAGAGGUUAUGCCUCCAUCUGGAAGGGCUGCCUUACACUGUACACUGGACGAGGAGGAGACUUGCAGAAAAUAGGAGAGUUCUGUAUGGUGUAUUCUGAGGUUCCAAAUUUCAGUGAGCCAAAUCCAGAGCUUCUUGCACAAGCUAACCAACAGAACAAGAUGGGUAAAGAACAGCAGGGAAAUUCUCCACCGAAUCAAAAUGCAGGUACACCUGCGCAAACAGGAAAUGGUACUGUGCCAGUGCUUCCCAAUAACAAUGCUGCACCUAUGCCUCGGGAUCCCAACUUUGGGGCUCCAGGAAGACCCAAUGGGCGUGUUCCAGGCAAUGGGCAACUCUCAGUAACUGCAGGGGGACCUCCUGCUCUACCCAAACCCACUGUCACAAUUAGCAAUGGCAGGGACCUGAGAAGGGCUUUAAAGAGAUGAGACAUUUACUGCAAAACCAUUUUCCUGUUCCUACUCCCUUAAAUCUUCACACAAACCAUCCUAAAAUACACAUAACAAAACUGCCAAUCAAGAGAUACAAGGUUUGAUGUUACAGAUUUUGCCACCUGUGCUUUUGCUUUCUCAUUUGCCAAGAACUGCAUUGUAUAAUUAUGAUUUGCCAAUCACAAAAGGUUAAUUCAACUUUUUCAAUUCAAUACAUAUUCCAUAAAGGUUGACAUCCUCUCCACCCAUUAAGUGCCAGUUCAAUAGCCCACCACGUAUAUCCUUUCUCUAAAUGUGUUGUUAAACUAUACACCCUACUUGAACACUUGAUGCACUUUCUUAUCUUGAUUUAUAGUGAACGCAUUACUAUAAUGUAAUUCAGGAAUGGUUUACUGCUGUUGCAAAUGGGAAUUUAACUUUUUAAAGUGAAUGACUACUUUGUGGGUUCUUUCCCUUUGGCCAAAAACUAACCAGAAGUGACCAUGUAAAAGGAAAGGUGAUAGUUUAAUUGGACACUUAAGAUUAUUUAAUUAGGAAUAAAUCAAAAAGGAACAAAAAGUUGAGAAUAAA